Vollenhovia emeryi is the source of this 2542-nucleotide messenger RNA. RefSeq lists its product as uncharacterized. The transcript is spliced from 3 exons. The coding region runs from base 1147 to 1533 and encodes 128 amino acids. NCBI's taxonomy places the organism in Eukaryota, Metazoa, Arthropoda, Insecta, Hymenoptera, Formicidae. The record is from RefSeq and is a predicted model, not a curated record.
AAUUAAGAGAGAGAGAAAGAGAGAGAAAGGGAAAUGAGAAAUGAGAGAAGAAACAUUGAAGUAUUUAUUUUUGGCAUGUAAGAUCAUCUGGAAAAAUCUCCGCCGAGGAAGGUGCGAACACGGUGCUUUUGUGCGUAACAAAAGAACCCGACACGAGAAUUGGCUUCGUUGCGGGCACAUACACGGCAAGCGUUGGCCACGCACACGUGAAUCGCUUUGUUCCCACGUGGAGUUUCUCAACCUGAUGCCCGAUAACGCGCUCCGCGGCCGGUAAUAAGACGUAACAAUCGGACAACACGGGCGGAUUCUAAAUGAAGCGUUAGCGUUAAUUAGCUUUAUUUAUUAAGUGAAGCAAUCCUUGGUAAUUAAUCGCGAUGCUGAAAAGCGACGUUUGCGCAAUCGUAUUACGGAGUGUAACGCGAUCUCACAACAGUGCAUACAAUAGAUAAUACGUAAUUUUCCUUCGCUUUGCCGUUUUUCAACUAAGUUCUGAAACUUUUUCCCUCCCCGACACCGGUGGUUGGUUUUCAGUACUGUUGAUUGUGUUCGCAAUACUGUAAUCGCGAACUGGAUCAGCGUAUAUCGUGUUACAAUCACGAUUAAAUAUUUCCUGUUUGAAAUGAUGAUCGAUAACGAUAAGAUAAGAUAAGGCGUGAUUAACGCAGAUGCAGUCUGGCUCUGACGAUAAAGUAUCAUUGUGACAACAAGCGCAUUAUGGUUCAAUUACUGUCUCGGGCUGCAACCAACGUCAAAUAUUUAUAAAAUCGAAAUGACGUUGCAGGUAGCACCAAAGCCUCUCUUAUGUCACGCUUUCGCAAUGAAUAUGUUACGGGAUAAAGUUUGAAUGUUUUAUUAUCUAGCAAGGACCGACAGAUCGCUAAGUUACUUUCGGUUGUCGAGCGUCAUUGUGUCCCUACGAAAUAUGUAAAACGCGUCAUAGAAAACGGCGUGUUCUCGCGUACAAGAGAGCUUGAUGUCGGCGAGGUCUAUCGAGUUGGAAAGCACGGCCUUGGUCUCCCAUGGUUACUCAUCGACCGAUCGCCAGCAUGCCCGCAAGUCUACAGUUCACCGAUCCCCAAAGUCCCUGGCCGACGAACAAUAGACAAAUGCCUGACGUUACGGAGAACAGGACGAGCAACUGUCGGGAUGCACACGAUUCCUUUCAUUGAUGUCUGCGCGAAAGUAUCUUGCGUCAGAAGGAAAUUUGCGUCAUUGCAGACUCGGCGCCUGCAAGAAUGGAGGAAAGAUCUUAAAAACAAAACGGACAUGCUAAACGAAGUCGUCACGGAUUCAACUGGAUCCAAUCGAUUUGUUCGUCUGUCGAGAGAAAACGGUUCCUACGCACCUAAGGCGGCUGCACGACUUGAACAUGAUAUGAAUCACGUAUCUCCGAUAUCCCGUUCUCCGGCAACUACGACGUCGCUCCAGUUGCAGUUUUUACGCAUUGAUACAACGCCGUGUAACACAAAUACGCCACCAGCCAGAAAUACCGGUGCUCGCGGAAACACGCUCGCUGGGAUCUCUCGAGUGUGAUGAGUCACACUUGAACCGGACGAUUUUUGCGGUCUCUCGGACGUCGCUUCCCUCGCGGCCGAGCUGCUCGCGGUGCACGCGAGUCCGGCGAGCAGCGGCAUAUUGUUAGAUAUGUUUGGAAGCACUUCAGUAUUUAUAUACAUUUUGACCGUGUUAGUGCCAUCGCCGAGAUUGGUAUACCGAUGUAGAGCGCAAAAGUUAGCGAAGUUAGCGUAGAAAUUUCUGACGGGUUUCAACGGGAACGCAAGGGAGAUAUGCAAGAGGGAUUUUCAGUAUUGCCAUUUGCAUUUCCUGAUGCGUCAUCAAACAUAAUUUGUUGAUGUUGCGCUUGUGAUCUGCAAAACAGCGAUAAUAUACUCGCAGUUCUCGUAAUUUUUAGCUGCCUUUUACAAUUUAUACAAUUUUUUUGCGCAAUACCGCGUUUUAAAAUUGGAUAUGAAACUAUAAUCCGUAUCGCCAUUCCUCUUGUCUGCUUAAGCCUGAUCGUACGACCGUUAUAUUUGCUUAAACGCUAUCGACCGUACUGUCUAUUUGUUAGCGACAGGCAAUGAGUCACACAUCCGUGACGUUAGCGAUGGUGCACCGAUCGGCGGACCGGCUGCGUCUGCAAUUUGCAAAAUGCUACGUGCCGCACGCGAACGCGAGUAAUUGCACACAGUUGCAUCUUUGUAACAGCAGUCUUUUAAUGCCGUUGCAGACGUGCCCGGAGUCGUGACUAAUUCCCAAUCCCCCUCGCGCGUCUUGCUCUCGCAACAUGCCGUGGACGGUGUCCAGUAUCGAUGAUAGGAACGGCGGCGUAUCCCGCGAAAUAAAAGUUCAGUAGAUUGCGGCUAUGUAUUACCGCGACUGGCACGAAUAUGUUACUCUUCGAUUUUCAGUCGGCACUGUUAGCUCCGUGCCUCUCGUGUCCACGCGCUAUAAGUAUACACUAGCAUCGUAAUAUUAAGAUACUUUAACUAAAGAGAUAUUUUAAUUAGCUUCUAAAUACGCAUGAGAGAGAGAGAGAGAG